This is a messenger RNA of Cuscuta epithymum, 450 nucleotides long. The record is from the annotation of a GenBank genome assembly. NCBI's taxonomy places the organism in Eukaryota, Viridiplantae, Streptophyta, Magnoliopsida, Solanales, Convolvulaceae.
GGGAGGAGUUCUAUUUUCGCCGGAAACCUUCAGGUCAAAGUCCGAUAUUCAACGGCCUCUCGAGACCCUCACGUUUGUGAAAUUGGCCCACCUACUCUACUUCUCCACCUCGUGGGGAGCGGCUCUAUGGUUCACCUUCAUUGGCGGCAUCAUCAUGUUCAAGAAUCUGCCGAGGCAUCAGUUUGGGAAUCAUGUCCCCGACGUACUUCACUCUGGUCGGAGUUUGCUGUGUGGGAUCGGUUCCGGCUUUUGGGUACUUGCAUCCAUGGAAGACCUCAUUCUGGGGCUCUUGCUUUUAACUAUCAGCAAUCUUUUACUCUUCACUCCCAUGAUUACUCCUAUCAUGUGUUGGUUUGUGAAGAACAGCUUACGAAAUUGGUCAUUGACAAAGAGGCAUUUCAGAAGCAAAUGUUAGAAAAGCUUAUAUGGAUAUACGGAGUAUAUAAGUGC